GAAGCACUCACUCCUCUUCACCAUUUCCUUUCUCUCCCACCGCUGCAAUCAAAAUCGCGCCUUGCGCGACCCAAGUUUCGACAACUCAAUGGAGCUUUGUUCUUCAUCAUCUCCAUCCUCUUCUCUCCUCCGCGUCUCACCCGAAAAACUCUCCUUCUCUUCCUCAAUCUCUCAGUUCCAGCUAAAGCCCUCGACUUUCGCCAAACCCAGACUCCAAAUCCUCCGAAUCCACGCCUCCCUCGCUUCAGAGACUCAGGGACUCCCACGAGACAGCCCUCAGCGUCUCCUCAAGGAGCUAGCCCAGCGCAAACAAUCCACCGCCACUCCCUCCAAGAAGAAACUCCCUCCCAAACGCUUCAUCCUUCGCCCGCCACUAGACGACAAGAAGCUAGCGGAAAGGUUCCUCAACAGCCCGCAGCUCUCUCUAAAGUCGUUCCCUUUACUCAGCUCCUGCCUCCCUCCUUCGAACCUCAACUCCUCCGACAGAACAUGGAUCGACGAGUACCUCCUCGAAGCCAAACAAGCCUUGGGAUACUCCCUCGAACCUUCCUCCACCCUAAGCGACGAGAAUCCUGCGAAGCAUUUCGACACGCUUCUCUAUUUAGCGUUUCAGCAUCCUUCUUGCGACAGGGCACGUGCGAGGCACGUGAAGAACGGGCACUCGAGGCUUUGGUUUUUAGGGCAGUAUGUGAUCGAGCUUGCGAUUACUGAGUUUUUCUUGCAGAGGUAUCCGAGGGAGCCUCCGGGGCCUAUGAGGGAGAGAGUGUUCGCUUUGAUUGGGAAGAGGUUUCUCCCCAGGUGGAUCAAAGCGGCUAACUUGCAGAAUCUUGUCUUUCCUUAUGAUGAUAUCGAUAAGUUGCUUAGGAAAGAUCGUGAGCCAGUGGUUAAAUCUGUGUUCUGGGCUUUGUUUGGUGCAAUCUAUCUAUGCUACGGGAUGCCGGAAGUGUACCGUGUGCUUUUCGAGGUGUUUGGGAUGGAUCCGGACGCAGAUGACUGCCAGCCUCGAGCUAGGAGACAGCUUGAGGAUGUAGAUUAUGUCUCUGUUGAGUUCGAAGGCAAGAAGCUAGGCUGGCAAGAUAUUGCUACGUACAAGCCUCCUGAAGAUGCUUUGUUCGCACACCCGAGGCUGUUCAGAGCCUGUGUUCCACCUGGAAUGCACCGUUUCAGAGGGAACAUUUGGGAUUUCGACAGCAAACCCAAAGUCAUGCAGGCCUUAGGAUACCCUUUACAGAUGAACGAUAGAAUCCAAGAGAUAACCGAAGCGAGAAACAUCGAGCUUGGACUCGGUUUACAGCUCUGCUUCUUGCAUCCUUCGAAGCACAAGUUCGAACACCCUCGGUUCUGUUUCGAGAGAUUGGAAUACGUGGGGCAGAAGAUACAGGACAUAGCGAUGGCGGAGCGUUUGCUGAUGAAGCACCUAGACGCACCUGGUAAGUGGCUGCAAGAGAAGCACAGGCGUUUGUUGAUGAACAAGUUCUGCGGUAGGUAUCUGAGGGAGAAACGUCUUCACAACUUUAUAAUCUACUCGGAGGAGGUUCACGAUCGGUAUGAGCAUAACCGGAGACUUAGGAAUCCUGCGACGACAGCUGUUCAGCAAGCUAUUCACGGACUAGCGUAUACCGUCUACGGAAAGCCUGAUGUUCGGAGGCUCAUGUUUGAGGUUUUCGACUUUGAGCAGAUUCAGCCUAAAGCUAUCGUCUGAAAAAGUCUAUUUUACGUGUAGCAUCCUCCAUAUUUGGUAUAUGUUGGUGUAUUUAGAGAUACUUAAAGACAUUUGAUUUGACUAUUUACGUUUCUUUUUUUGAACUACAGAGUUAAUCGUGUUUGA
Brassica oleracea var. oleracea is the source of this 1828-nucleotide messenger RNA. RefSeq lists its product as uncharacterized. The coding region runs from base 89 to 1702 and encodes 537 amino acids. Gene Ontology annotation, cellular component: nucleus. The record is from RefSeq and is a predicted model, not a curated record. The transcript has 4 exons. Gene Ontology annotation, molecular function: ribonuclease III activity; double-stranded RNA binding. Lineage: Eukaryota; Viridiplantae; Streptophyta; Magnoliopsida; Brassicales; Brassicaceae. Gene Ontology annotation, biological process: rRNA processing; regulation of gene expression.